Molecule: messenger RNA, 1062 nt
Organism: Cladophialophora psammophila CBS 110553
Lineage: Eukaryota; Fungi; Ascomycota; Eurotiomycetes; Chaetothyriales; Herpotrichiellaceae
Product: 2-dehydropantoate 2-reductase
Exons: 1
Coding region: 1-1062 (353 amino acids)
Biological process (GO): pantothenate biosynthetic process
Cellular component (GO): cytoplasm
Molecular function (GO): 2-dehydropantoate 2-reductase activity
Source: RefSeq, a predicted model, not a curated record
AUGGCAGAGAAGGCCCGAGUCCUGCUCGUUGGGAGUGGCGGCAUAGGAACCAUGACAGCCUUGAAUCUGGAACAGGGAGGGUUGGCAACAGUGGCGGCUGUGCUGAGAUCGAACUAUGCCAUGGUCAAAGAGAAGGGUUUCACCAUCGACUCUUGUGACCACGGCAAGCUCGCGGAGUGGAAGCCGUCCGAAGUCCUCCCCAAGGUGCCGGACGUGACGAGCGGCCACGAGGGAUCGGCCAAACCAUUCGACUAUGUGAUUGUCACCACCAAGAACGUCCCGGAUGUCCCCCCCACCGUGGCCGACUUGAUCCGCCCGGCCGUGACGCCGGGGCAUUCAGUUAUUGUGCUCAUACAGAACGGGCUCAACAUCGAGAAGCCGUUGAUGGCGGCCUUUCCGGACAACAUCUGCCUUUCCGGGGUGUCGUUGAUGGGCGCCGAUGAACUCAGUCCGGGCCACAUCCUCCAGAACGACGUCGACAGGCUUUUCAUCGGGCCCUUCCUGUCGGACAAGCUAGAUGGACAGAAGCAGAUUGCGGCUGCGGAGGAGUUUGUACGGAUAUACUCGGCCUCGGGCAAGGUUCAGUGUUCGUACCAGGCCGACGUGCUGUUUGUCCGCUGGAGGAAGCUCAUGUACAACGCCGUGUGGAAUCCAAUUUGUGCACUGACCGAUCUGGACACGACACGGUUUCGACUGGCCUCGGACGCGCAGGACCCCGCCAACCCCCUCGACCUGCUCGUGAGGCCAGCAAUGAAUGAGAUCCGUGCUGCGGCCAAGGCUUCUGCCAAUGUCGAGCUCCCUGAAUCAUUAGUCGAGUCGAUGGUCGAGUGUGACCCAAUGGAAAUAUUCUGUGCCCCAAGCAUGUUGCAGGAUCGGCGCAAGGGGAGGUUUAUUGAAUACGAGAACAUCCUGGGUGAAGCACUGAGAGAGGGUGAGAGGGCAGGGAUAGCAAUGCCGACGAUCAAGUGCCUCUAUGGUCUUUGCAAGGCGGUUCAGUGGCGCACCAUGGAGCUGAACGGCUUGGUCAACGCCCAGAAACUGAUGGAGGCGAGGAUUAGCUAA